Argentina anserina (silverweed cinquefoil) is the source of this 1540-nucleotide messenger RNA. RefSeq lists its product as uncharacterized. The record is from RefSeq and is a predicted model, not a curated record. The transcript has 5 exons. NCBI's taxonomy places the organism in Eukaryota, Viridiplantae, Streptophyta, Magnoliopsida, Rosales, Rosaceae. The coding region runs from base 153 to 1283 and encodes 376 amino acids.
UCUCCUCCGUCUUCCGGCGCCUGAAACCCCCCAACACACACUCUCUUUCUCUCUCUCUUUUUGACUACAAAUUUUACGAAAAAUUAAAAUGCGAACCUCCUCUCUCUUUUAAUUUUAAUUAAAAAAAACAAAAACCCCAAUUUCGCGCUCUUAUGGCUUCUCCCUCUCCAGCCCUAAGCGCCAACACCUCCGACGCCUCUCUCGCCGCCGCCCACCCCCCUCCCUUCACCGCCGUUUUCCGCUCCGAAACCCCCACCAAGACGCUCCGCGGCCUCAACAAGCCCAAGUGCAAGGUCUGCGGCAAUGUCGCUCGCUCCAGGUGUCCAUUUGAGUCUUGCAAGAGUUGCUGCUCAAGAGCGCAAAAUCCAUGUCAUAUUCAUGUCUUGAAAGCAAAUACAACUAUUCCAGACAAGGCACCAGCCUCAAGCAGUCCUCAAUUUGACCAUCAGUCAACUGAGGCAUCAUCGUCCGGGAAUUCGCAUAGAGUUGCGUCACUCCGGCAACUUUCGAACAAUUUUGCGCAAUUCAAUAGCGUGAAUAUUAGAAUUCGGACAAAGAAGCCGCUGACCAUAAAGGAUGCUGUGGCUACUAAUGAAUGGAGGUUUGCGAAGUUAAAAGAAUAUAAGGACAGAAACAUUGAAGUGGAAAAUGAAGCUUUUGAUCGAUACAUGCAGAACAUCAGCUUAUUAGAGGAAGUGUUUUCUGUGAAUACAAAUCCGGAAGAGUCCAUUGGGGAUGGAUCAUCCAUAUCAAACCAUGACACGACUGCUACAGAGAGUGACAAUGGGGAUAUGGUCUCAGGGUUGAAGUUAAAGUUGAGAUCGAAUCCAAUGAGAACCAGUAAUUUCAGAAAGAGGAUACAGCAUAUCGUUGAUCAGGGAUUGAAGAAGAUUAAAACAUGUGAGCCUGCUGGUGGAGAUAAGGAACCAAGUGACCAAAUGGAAUUGGAUCUGGGCCCUAACAAAGGAGAAAAGUGGCGAGCUGAAAGGGUUUCAGCUUUAGAUGAUCUCAUUGAUAAAAUGAACAAAGCUCGCAAUGAAGAGGAUCUACAGUCUUGCAUGGAAAUGAAGACGCGACUCUUCAAUGAACUGAAAUCAGUGAGCAGCUCAGAGUUUGAAGACACGGAGAUCUCUGAGAAACAGACUACCAAGAACAACUUGGAAACCAGGAAAGAAUCACAAUAUCUAUUUCCUCAUUUGAUUAGUACCACUGAAAUUGAUCUAGAAACUCUCAAUAGCGUUGAUGCACACUUCUCUUCCCUUGAGCAGAUAGAAGGUUUAUGAUUAAAGAUUUAGAUGUACGAUUUUUUCAGUAGGUUGUGCACUUUUAGCCAAUUCAGUCAUAGUUUUGAGGUAGGUGCUAUAAUUUAGUGUAAUUUCGUUGUUAAGUUCUUGUUCUUCUGGUCAAAAAGCACCUACGGGAACUUGCAUUGUUAAUUUGAACCCAACCAUGCUACCUUAUUUUUCUUGUAAAAUGUAACAUGAUGUAACCAGCUGCAGAAUUUGCCAAAAUCAUUGAGUAAUGUAAGCCGCUUAAAGCC